AAUAAUAUAUUAAAGGGAAAUAUUUAAAUGUAUAUAAUAUCUAUAUAGUCGAUUUUAACGGUAACAGCGCAGUGCCCUGUAAGAUCACGGUACUUAAACAUUCACAGUGCAAAAUAUUCCUUUCAGGUGUUAUGUGCGACUCAAUUGCUUUCUUUUUCUAAUUUAAAUUAAGAGGAUAUAGCAAUGGGUAUAACACCAAGCCGUUAUGAAGAUUUUUCAAAAAAUGAACAUUUGGAGAAGUUUUGUGGAAAACAACCAAUUCCUCCAAAUGAUGCAUUUUGGAGUUCGUUUUUAUCUUACAAUAUGCGACCACCAAUAACAAGGAACGAUCAAAUAGAACUUGACUCCCAAUUAGAUAUAGCUUGUCAACAGUUAUUGAAUAAUAAUCCAACAACAGGGAAUUUUGGUAGCUUGAUACAAGUUACACUUAUCCGUAUAAGCGAAUUACUUGCGCCUGUACAAAAUCAGAACAUAGUAUCCGCAUGGCAAACAUAUAAUGCGUUAUUCGCUGUAAGAUGUUUUUUAAAAUAUCUUGUUGAAACUGUCGGUGAAGAGGAAAUGAUAAAACAUAUAGAAGCAACCGGAAUAUCUGCAGGAACACAAUCAACAUCUUCGUAUAGAUUAGAAGAUCUUUUUGAAUCAUUAUUAGAACUCAUAACAGAUCUACCUUUAUGUGAAUUUACAUAUAUCGUUCAUUUGGAAGCAAUAAAUUGUCUCCUCGUACUUCUUUCCGUACAAUUAUUUUCUCAAACUGCUGCUGAAUACAGUCCUGUUUAUAGAAUAGCAAUGCAUGCUCAAAGUAGCGAACAUGCACCAACUUUGGUAUGUACACUAUUACAUAACUUCGUACAACAGCAACAUGCACCGGCAGGAUUAUUUUCACAACAACCGGGUGGCAGUAUAGUUUUCAGUAUAGCUGCUGGAUUGUGGAAUGUAAUUACAAUGGGCAUGGGUCAUAGUUCGAAGAACGUACAAAUUUUAAACAAUGGUGCAACGGAAGAGGAAGAAAAGAAACGAGAUACAGAAACCCCUCUUGCUAGUCAAUCUUUACUAUUAUUAUUAGUUUUAACAAAUCAUUGUACUGCAACACAAAAUCCUUAUAGAAAUGCACUUUUCACAUUUACAGAUAUGCAAGAUGAUUAUACUCAAAUAGAUGGAUUUGCAUUUAGAUUUAAUUUAAAUAAAUUAUAUAGUACAAUCUGUAAAAUACAAAAUACCGAUGAAGUCACGUUAUUAUUGUACAUGUUAUUGCAUAGAAAUCAAAAUGUGAAACAUGACAUAAUGAGAAGAUCAGAUAUACAUUUAUUGGUAACACCAAUAUUACAAAUACUAUAUCAUGCACCUAAUAAUACAUCCCAUCAUAUUUAUAUGUCACUUAUAAUUCUUUUAAUCUUGAGCGAAGAUGAAACAUUCAAUAAAAGAAUACAUGAAAUUAUGCUGAAAGGUAUUACUUGGUAUACUGAAAGAUCUAUAAGUGAAAUAUCAUUAGGUGGAUUACUCAUUCUUGUUGUUAUAAGGACAAUACAAUACAACAUGUUUAAAAUGAGGGAUAAAUAUUUGCAUACAAAUUGUUUAGCUGCUUUAGCUAAUAUGUCUGCUCAGUUUAUGUCUUUACAUCCCUACGUUAGUCAAAGAUUAUUAAGUUUAUUUGAAACAGUAGCAAGAAAACAUGCAAGAUUGGAAGCAAAAAUAAAAGCGUUAUCUACUGUUUCAACCGAAAACACAACAAUCAAUGUUAAUGGGACCGUGACCAAUGCAGAUUUAGUACAAGAUUUGACCAUAUUGGAAGAAGUUCUUAGGAUGGUACUCGAAAUUAUAAAUAGUUGUCUGACACACAGACUCGCAGAGAACCCAAAUUUAAUUUAUACUCUUCUAUACACAUUUUGCGAAAAAGAUAUUUUUGAACCAUUUAGAUUACAUUCAGCGUUUCAAGAUAUCGUGCAAAAUAUAGAUCCUGUUAUAGAUUUCUUUUCAUAUAAGUUAGAACGAAGGGAUCAGUCUCAAUUGGGUGUCAGUCAGGUAUUAGCUAUAAUACAGCAAGGUGUCACAGAAUGGCCUCGCGAUCGCCUAAGAAAAUUUCCAGAACUCAAAUUUAAAUAUGUGGAAGAAGAACAACCAGAAGAGUUCUUUAUUCCUUAUGUAUGGAGUAUUGUUUGUCAAGGAGCAUUAUUACAUUGGAGUGCUGAAAAUAUUAAAUUACAAGCUAGUAUUUAAAUUUGUCUAUAAAAAAUUAAUUCAAUAUGAAUUCUGGCAAAAGAAAUAGAA
Messenger RNA from Polistes canadensis, 2265 nucleotides. Its product is annotated as dymeclin. Gene Ontology annotation, biological process: Golgi organization. Gene Ontology annotation, cellular component: Golgi apparatus. The coding region runs from base 184 to 2214 and encodes 676 amino acids. NCBI's taxonomy places the organism in Eukaryota, Metazoa, Arthropoda, Insecta, Hymenoptera, Vespidae. The record is from RefSeq and is a predicted model, not a curated record. The transcript has 12 exons.